This is a messenger RNA of Aspergillus sclerotioniger CBS 115572, 2141 nucleotides long. RefSeq names its product dipeptidyl peptidase III. The record is from RefSeq and is a predicted model, not a curated record. Gene Ontology annotation, molecular function: dipeptidyl-peptidase activity. The transcript has 7 exons. NCBI's taxonomy places the organism in Eukaryota, Fungi, Ascomycota, Eurotiomycetes, Eurotiales, Aspergillaceae. The coding region runs from base 1 to 1998 and encodes 665 amino acids. Gene Ontology annotation, cellular component: cytoplasm.
AUGGACUCAUCAGCUUUGUCUUGCGGACAGGUGACUACAUAUCAGUUCUCGAUCAAGGACGUGUUUGAUGGCCUUACCGAUAAGGAGAAGCUAUAUGCUCAUCACCUCUCCCAGGCUGCCUGGGCCGGUAGCAGAAUUAUCAUGCGUCAAACUUCACCUGAGGGCACAGGUAUCUUCGACUUUAUUAUGGAGUUACACAAGGCUUGUCAAGGAGAAUGGACCAAGCUUUCUCAGCAAUUCGAAGUGUCCGUCGAAGAAGUGAAUAGCUUUUUAGACUAUGCUGGGACGUUUCCGUCCAAGUUGAACAACUUCUGUGGAGAAAGAGAUCGAAAGAUUGUACCCAGGGUGUCUGCUGACUCUCUACGCAUAAUGGCCAGCAUCUCGCCGGCUACCACCGAGGCACUGGAGAAAGUGAUUGAACCCAUGUUGUCCACCACCCCCGCCACACUGGGACUCUCAAACCCAGCCUAUUAUCCUGGUGCGGCGGAGAGAACCAAGGACGAGAUUGCUGCCGUUGCUCGUGUCAUGGAAAGGCAUGGGCUUAAGCCGGAGAAAACCCGGAUCCGAAAGAGUGUAGACGGCGAUCAUGUUGUUUACAGUAUCUUGCAGGCUUCUUUGAUAAAAGAGUCUGACCAGGAAAAGCGCUUCGGAGGGUCAGGUCCUUUCUUCGACAUUCUCCAGCAAGGUGGUGGCGAUCAGCCACUGGGUGAUGCCACUGUUCGCUUUGUCAGGGGAACCUUGGAGGGAUAUCGCCGGGCCAUGAAGCAUUGGUUGGAGGACUAUAGCCCCAGGGUCGAAAGCAUUUUUGGUUUUAUUGAACCUUACAGAGACCCGUACGGAGUGAGGUGCGAGUGGAGGGGCGUUGUUGGUAUUUCUGAUUCUCAGCAGACUGCUAAGUUGACAGAAUUGGUGGAAAAUUCGGCCAAGUUGAUGCGGACUCUUCCUUGGGCAGUGGCUGAGGUCAACGAUGGCAAAGGCCCGUUUGAGAAAGACGUAUUCAAGACCCCGAGUUUCUCGAUUGUCCAUGCACUUGCAUUCCUCUGCAGUAAUGUCUGGGAAGCUUCCAGUCUUCCCAAUUACAACGACAUCCGCGAGACCAAUGGGUUCAAGAACAUUGUGUAUGCGAACCGGAUGAGCGCUAAUGCAGACCCAAAUCGCCCAUUCCACUGGGUCCAUCCCACGGAAGCCCAAAGAUUCAAGAGGGUAAACCACAUCAUCCGAUUCAUUACUACCUCCAUCCACGAGCUCCUUGGUCAUAGAACCGGCAAGCUUCUGGCGGAGUCUUCACCAGGCGUUUACAACUUCGACCCGGCGUGCCCGCCUGUCAACACACUUACUGGUCGGCCCGUUGAGUCGUGGUAUCGACCGGGACAAACAUGGACCAGCGUAUUUGAGAAGCUGGCGGGGAGUGUCGAGGAGUGCAGAGCAAUGCUCAUAUCCUACUACCUUGACGUCGAGAAAGACAUGCUCUCCAUGUUCGGCUAUGAUGACCACAGCGGUAUCAGAGCAGAAGAUUUCAUCUACAACUUGUAUCUCCAUGUUGGAGUGGUGGGUCUGUGUGCCCUUCAGGCAUUCGAUGUGAAGAAGCAAGCAUGGGGUAGCCCACACGCAAAUGCGGAGUACGCGAUUUUCACACACUUACUGCGCGAUGCCGAUGGGCUCAUGUGGAUCGAAUGUGAUCGAGCUACAGGGACGCUUCAUGUGCGCGUUGACCGUAGCAGGAUCUCGCAUGGUAAGGCUUCCAUCGGCCGUAUGCUUCAUAAAAUUCAUGUAUGGCGUUGCACUGCGGAUGUUGCCCCUUGCAAGGCUCUUUAUGAGCCCCUCAGCACUGUUGAUGGUAUGUCCGAGGUCUGGAGGGAGAUUGUGGUGUCCAAGCCAGACGCACCGUGGAAAUUUGUCCAGGCGAAUACUGUGCUAUAUGAUGGGAAGGUCAAUCUGAGAACAUAUGAGGCGAGCAACGAGGGGAUCAUUCAAUCGUUUGCCGAUCGGUGCGUCUGAAAGCCGGCUAAUAUGUAUAGCUGAGGUAAUGACGAGGUCUUCAGAUUAGUUGCAACUGGAUAGUGGAUAGAAUGCAAUAAAAUAAAGUGCUUUUAGGUGUUCGUAUUCAGGACGGAUGAUGGCAUUCAGCAAGGAGGAGAGAC